Messenger RNA from Fusarium oxysporum Fo47, 892 nucleotides. Its product is annotated as hydrophobic surface binding protein A-domain-containing protein. Bases 53 to 571 code for a protein of 172 amino acids. NCBI's taxonomy places the organism in Eukaryota, Fungi, Ascomycota, Sordariomycetes, Hypocreales, Nectriaceae. The transcript has a single exon. Gene Ontology annotation, cellular component: extracellular region. The record is from RefSeq and is a predicted model, not a curated record.
UUGCAGUCCAAUUGACCAAUCGAUUACUCGUUGUAUCAAGCUCUCAGACAAUAUGCGUCUCAGCCUUCUCCCCCUGAUUGCCCUCGCUGGCUCUGCCUUCGCAUCUGGAGAUUCUAUCUCGACGGCCAUUGAUAACAUCUCCAAUGCCACGCUUGCUCUCAACAAGACUGUAGCGACGUGGCCUCAGACCCUUCUCGGUGCUCUGCCAAUUACUACAAAGUCAACACUGCUCCUCACCGAGAUCCACAAGGGCUUUGUGAUCGCUCGCGAGUCUGAGCCUCUAUCUCUCGAGGAAACCCUCCAAGUCGCAAAGGCUACAUCUGAGCUCAGCGCCGACGUCGAGCUCACCAUCAACACCAUCAUUGCCGCCAAACCCAACUUUGACAGACUACAAGUCAGCCCUGUCAUCCUCCUCAACCUGAACCUACAGCGCGCCCUCAGCCAGGACUUUUCGGAAGCAGUCAUAUCCAAGGUCCCCAAAGACCUCCAAGGAAACGCAAAAGCACUGGUGCAAGGCAUCGACGACAGUUUUGCAAGGGCUAUAAGCAAGUACAGCAAACUACGAGGUUAAUUGGGAAAUGAGGGACGAGUAAUGAAAUGAGUGAUAGACGCGCGACGACAUAAUUACCUUUCUGGGGAGGCCAUUUUAGCAGAGAUUUUAAUUUUACCAUGAGUUGUCGAGUAAUACCAACCUAGAACGAGAGCAAUUGAUCUGUCAGAUUUGAGGGAAUUUGUUUAUACCGGUUGAGGAAGUUGAAUAUGUCAAUGCCGAGGCAGAUGUUUGACACGUGAGGAUGUUGGUGAGGAGAAGCCGGUUCGACGUCGACUAAAACCAGGAACCGCUCGGGGACUAACCUAUCAGAGCUAGAGAUUUGCAGUGAUACUACCCAAC